UCAUUCCGUGCAAUAACUUAAACUCAAAUGGGAGACAUAUUCAAGCAGCGAGAAAUAAAGGAUCAAACACGCUAAAAGAAGGGGAUUGGAACUUGGAGAAGUGCAGCAGUGGAUCUGAAAAGCAUUCGUGUUAUGUAUGCAGAGUGGGAACUAAAAGGAUAAAAGGCAAACAAGGAGAGGACAAAGAGGACAUAGAGGAAGGGAUACUGCUAUUUUAUUGGAUUGGUGUGUUUCCUGGAUUUUUUACAUCCCUCCUCCUUGGCUGCAGGCAAAGGAGGAGGCAGAGCUGAAACCACUGCAGGGAUGAAGUACAACUACCAUGUACCUGUGUCAACGUACACACGCACUUCUCAAUACACAACGGGAUACCACACACCGACCCAUUACACCCCCACACAUUACACACCAACUCACUACACAUCCACAUACUCCUCUGCGACAAAAUACACCCCGACACAGUACAGCACCUCGCAUUACACGCCGUCACAUUACACGUCCACGUACAAGGCUUCAUCAACAUACGUCCCCUCGUACAGCAAAAGUUCACGGUAUAGUUCAACACAACGCACAAAAGAAAAGGAAACUCCUGCACCCGUUAUACCUGUUACACCAGCAAAGCGAACUGUGCACUUCCCCAAUGACAUUGUCUUUCAAGACAUUGUAAGACGAGGGGAUAUGGAGCAAAUUGGAAGGUUCAUGAGGGCAAGGAAGGUUCGAGUGGAUACCCUUUUCCACUCAGGUAUGGCAGCACUACAUGAAGCAGUGCUAACAGGGAAUCUGGAGGUGGUGAAGCUGUUGGUGAAAUAUGGCGCUGAUGUCCACCAGAGAGAUGAGGAUGGCUGGACACCGCUGCAUAUGGCUUGUAGUGACGGCUACCCAGAAAUUGCUCGUUACCUACUAGCGAUGGGAGCCAGUACAGAGGCAGAGAAUGAAAGUGGAGAGAAACCUGCAGACCUCAUCGACCCAGAGUGCAAAGAGUUGGCCAAACUGUUUGAAACUGGCUGUGUGUGAUGACAAGGACACACAAUGCAGCAAUGAGAACAACUGCAACAAAGAGGAGUUGAAGAGCCACUUGAAUAUUGAAAACAUUUGGUUUUUCAACUGUAUUCAAUGCCAACAAACGUGUACCAUGGGCCAGGUCACUGACACUGUAAAUGAAGACGAUGAUUUUGUUUUGGUUUGGUUUUAAAUGGAUAGCGCACAUUGCUGUGAGGUGAUAAGGCUUCAAAGCUAUUAUACAUUUACUUGUAAGCUAAGAGUAUUUUAUUUCAUUUAUUUGCAAAUGUUUGCAUCUUUCUGUAUUUGUCAUACCACCAGUGUCUCCACCAUAAAUUCACAUAUUCUUUUCUUUUUGAUUAUUUCAUGUAAUGUCGCAUGCAAACAUGUUGGAAUAUCUUUUUUCUCCUUGAGAAAUGUUAACAAUCUAUAUCCUCCAUUUUAGCCAAAGGACUGUAUUAAAUGUACUAGUGUUAUACAAUCACUUUGGUAGCUGUUGCAGACCAAGCUAUUUUCAGGUUUCCAAGCCAUGUUUAUAUAUUGAUAUUACAACGCAGAAUUGAGCUGAGUUGUUUGUGUCUCACAGGGAGAUUCAUGUAUCCUUACUGCUGGGCAGAAAGAGGAUCAUUAAUAAUUCACAUUUCAAUAACAGGUCAGAAAUUUAUAAAAGCGACAUCAGGUUUUAUGUACUUCUACUUCUGCUGAAUUUUUCCCUCAUGUAUUGUGGUUGUUUUCUGUAUUAGAAACUGAGCUGGAGAAAAUAUGAAUGUCUGCAAUGAAAGUCUU
Sphaeramia orbicularis (orbiculate cardinalfish) is the source of this 1782-nucleotide messenger RNA. It is a transcript of the gene ppp1r27a, whose product is annotated as protein phosphatase 1, regulatory subunit 27a. Gene Ontology annotation, molecular function: phosphatase binding. The record is from RefSeq and is a predicted model, not a curated record. The transcript is spliced from 3 exons. The coding region runs from base 304 to 1011 and encodes 235 amino acids. NCBI's taxonomy places the organism in Eukaryota, Metazoa, Chordata, Actinopteri, Kurtiformes, Apogonidae.